UUUAGCAUACAUACAGUGGAAACCAAUCGACUUCUCUGAUACUCUGCAGCACCCUGCUGUCUAAAUCUCUCCUUGCCAAGAUCUGCGGCCGCAAUGGCGACUCCUACGCAGGAAGCCAUCGAAACCUUCAUGAGAAUCACCGGAUCCUCCGAGUUCGUCGCUAUUCGGAAGUUGGAGGAGUAUGGAGGCAAUCUGAAUGAAGCUGUCAAUGCCCAUUUUAUUGAAGGGAAUAGACACAUUGUGGGGCAAAAUCUUGCUGCUGAUCCGCAGUAUAAUCACAUGGAUGUAAAUAAUCAAAACUAUGCUGGAUCACGUGGACUUUUGCCUUUACUCUCUGCUGUGAGGAGGUUUCGACCUUCACUACUGCUUGACUCAAAUUAUAGGAGAGAACUAAGGGACUUGUAUAACAAGACUAGUUGUACUCCACAUAACAGUCGUGCACCAUGCACUUCACACCCAGGAGAAGUGAGGGAAGCUCCUGUGGGGAUCAAUAGUACAUAUGAGCUGUCCCAUUAUUCAGGAUUGAGCUCUUCAAGUAUAGAUGUGACUGGAAAUUCCUCAUCUCAUGGUCAAGGGUUUUAUGGGGCAAAUGAUUUUCAAAGCAAUUGGAACUUAACUCAGCCAAACUCCUCACAUAUACCAAAUAAUGCUACAGAGGAGGAAAUGAUUCAAGCCGCAAUAGAGGCUUCAAAGUUGGAGAGCAGAGAGAGUGCUUCAAGGAGGCAAUCUGGCACUCUUAAUGAUUCAAUAGAUAGUAGGCUUCUCCAAAGUAAUUUUGACCAAGAAGAUGAAGAUUUAGCUCGUGCAGUAUCAUUGUCCUUGAAGAUGGCAGAGCAAGAGAACGCAAUGUAUGAACAUCUAGCGAAACUGGAAAAUGAAAGAAUAGGAGUUCAUGAUCUGUCAACCAUGAGAGAGAAUGCCAGCAGUAGUGGAUGGCAGCCAGGAACCUCAUCCAACAGAGGUGGAACCCAAAAUGCAGCACAGUCAAUAAUGGGUGCUCCAUUGAGCAGCAGUGCUGGUAGUCAUCUUCAAGGCAAUGAAGAUGUAUUUAUUUCUCAAGAGUGGGGAAAUAUGUCAUCUGAAGAGCUUAAUGAAGCAUUUUUGCUUGAGACAACAAUUUUUGGUGACACGUCUGAUCGCACUUCACAGAAUGUUUCAUCUUUCCCUGAUCUUCGACAUUGUCCGGCAAGAAUUGUGGAUCCUAAAGUGAAGUUUCCACUAUCUCCAACACCACAGUCUUUAACAGCAACUCGGUUGCUUAGAGAACAACAGGAUGCUGAGUAUCAAGCAUCACUGCUGGCUGACAAACAAAAGGAAUUGAAUGCUCUAAGAAAAGUUGAAACCCAAUGCUUAAAGGAACAAGAGUCAUGCAAGAAGCUUGAAAGGAAGGAGGAGAAAAUGUUCCUUAAGAAAGAAACUUUUCUUCCUGAGGAACCCCCCAUAGAUGAUAAGAAUGCAAUUACUAUUGUCAUCCGAAUGCCAGAUGGUAGCCGGCGUGGACAUCGAUUUCUCAAGACUGACAAGCUUAAGCUUAUUUUUGAUUUCAUAGAAAUCGGUGGGGAACUGAAGCCUGGCACCUAUAGAAUUGUGAAGUCAUACCCCCGACAAGCUUUCAGUAUGGAUGAUAGCUCAUUUACCUUGAGUGAAGUAGGCCUGACCAGCAGGCAUGAAGCAUUGUUUCUGGAAUUACUUUAGAUAAAUGUGUUCCUGUGAACCAUGUUGUUCGAAGCGAUCCAAGUGAGACUGGGACUACGUACUACGCGAAUCAAGUGUUCUUCUAGUCGAUCAAAUCAAGCACACUCUUGCCUUUUAUUCUCCAACUAUAUGAAAGGCUGUAAAGAGUUUCUUGUGUAUUGAAAAGAAAACGAGAGUUAUUUGCCUGAUAAAAAAUCAACACAAGGGAGGUUGGUAUAAUUUCUGGACGAAGUGGUGAUGAUUGUAAUUUCAGCAGCUUGAAUUUAUGACUUAAUUGUUUUGUAUGCAUGUUCA
Molecule: messenger RNA, 1989 nt
Organism: Prosopis cineraria
Lineage: Eukaryota; Viridiplantae; Streptophyta; Magnoliopsida; Fabales; Fabaceae
Product: plant UBX domain-containing protein 8-like
Exons: 12
Coding region: 94-1695 (533 amino acids)
Molecular function (GO): ubiquitin binding
Source: RefSeq, a predicted model, not a curated record